This is a messenger RNA of Drosophila montana, 500 nucleotides long. RefSeq lists its product as uncharacterized. The transcript has a single exon. The annotation marks the transcript as partial. NCBI's taxonomy places the organism in Eukaryota, Metazoa, Arthropoda, Insecta, Diptera, Drosophilidae. The record is from RefSeq and is a predicted model, not a curated record.
AUGCCCUGCUCAACAUUUCGCGACCAAUCUGUGCUGCCCGCGCAGACAGUCAGAGCUAAGGCACCGCCGGCAUUACCCGCAUUAAAGUUGCCUACGUUCAGUGGUGGUUACACAGAAUGGGCCGACUUUUAUUCUAUGUUCACAACCGUCAUAGAAAAUCAUCCGGAUUUAGCAGAUAUCGAAAAGCUGCAGCAUCUUCGAUCGUGCCUGAAGGAUUCAACGCUGGAGGCAAUUCGAUCAUUGGAAAUAACAAACGAUAAUAAAGCCAUAGCACUUAAUUUAUUGGAGAAAAGGUUUAACAAUAGACGUUUGUUUUUUCAGGUUGAGAUAUUGGGGCUCAAGAGGGUAGCAGGUGGAUCGGCCGUGGCGCUAAGGGAGUUGUCCGACCAAUUCAACGCACACAUUCGCGCAUUAAAGACCAUGGGCAACACCGAACAGAUCGCUGGAUGCAUAAUUGUGCAGAUUAUCCUACAAAAGCUGGACCCAACAUCACAAGCCAA